Chaetura pelagica (chimney swift) is the source of this 1387-nucleotide messenger RNA. RefSeq names its product ribonuclease/angiogenin inhibitor 1 (gene RNH1). Gene Ontology annotation, cellular component: cytoplasm. Bases 17 to 1387 code for a protein of 456 amino acids. Gene Ontology annotation, molecular function: protein binding. The record is from RefSeq and is a predicted model, not a curated record. The transcript is spliced from 9 exons. Lineage: Eukaryota; Metazoa; Chordata; Aves; Apodiformes; Apodidae.
UAUCCAGGCUGUCAAAAUGGAGCUUGACAUCCAGUGCGAGGAGAUGAGCCCAUCUAGAUGGGCUGAACUGGUGUCCACAAUGAAAUCGUGCAAAACCAUCAGGCUAGAUGACUGCAAUCUCUCCAGCAGUAACUGCAAGGAUCUCUCCUCUAUCAUCAAUACAAACCCAUUUCUCACAGACCUGAAGCUGAACAACAACGAGCUGGGAGAUGCAGGCAUUGAAUACCUGUGUAAAGGAUUGCUGAUGCCAACCUGUAACCUACAGAAGUUAUGGCUGCAAAACUGCAACCUAACAAGUGCCAGCUGUGAGAUUCUCCGCUCUGUCCUCAGUGUACAGCCAUCCUUGACAGAGCUGCAUGUAGGUGAUAACAAACUUGGAACUGCUGGAGUGAAGAUGCUUUGUCAAGGGAUGAUGAACCCCAACUGUAAGCUGCAGAAGCUGCAGCUGGAGUAUUGUGAACUCACAGCUGAUGUUGUGGAAGCUCUCAAUGCUGCCCUGCAAAGCAAGCCCACCAUGAAGGAGCUGAGUCUGAGUAACAACACGCUGGGAGAUACAGCUGUAAAGCAGCUGUGUCAGGGACUGGUGGAGGCAAGCUGCAACCUAGAGUUACUACACCUGGAGAACUGUGGCAUAACCAGCAAUAGCUGUUGGGAGAUCAGCACUCUUCUCAGUAACAAGUCAUCACUGAUAGAUCUCUCUGUGGGGGAUAACAAGAUUGGAGAUUCUGGUCUGGCUCUGCUGUGCCAAGGACUGAUGCAUCCUAACUGCAGAAUCCAGAAGCUCUGGUUAUGGGACUGUGAUCUCACAAGUGCUAGCUGUAAGAAUCUCUCCAGACUCAUCAGUACAAAAGAGACCCUCACAGAGAUCAGUCUGAUAGACAACAACCUGAAAGACUCAGGGAUGGAAAUGCUGUGUCAGGCACUCAAGGAUCCCAAAUCUAAACUCCAGGAGCUAUGGAUUAGGGAGUGUGGACUCACGACUGCUUGCUGCAAGGCUGUCAGUUCUGCUCUCAGUGUGAACAAGCACUUGAAAAUACUGCAUAUGGGUGAGAACAAGUUGGGAGAUGCAGGCGUUGAACUCAUGUGUGAAGGGCUACUGCAUCCUAACUGCAACAUCCAGUCCCUAUGGCUGGGUAACUGCGAUCUCACAGCAGCCUGCUGUGCAACCAUUGCCACCAUCAUGGCUACCAAGCAGUGCCUUACUGAACUGGACCUGAGCUACAACUCUUUGGAAGAUGAAGGCAUCAGGAAGAUCUGCGAAGCCUUGAGGAGUCCCAGCUGCAAUGUGCAGCAGUUAAUUUUAUAUGACAUUUUCUGGAGUUCUGAAGUGGAUGAUGAACUGAGAGCCCUGGAAGAGUCUAAGCCUGAAUUGAAGAUCAUUUCAUGA